Polistes dominula (European paper wasp) is the source of this 2895-nucleotide messenger RNA. RefSeq lists its product as uncharacterized. Gene Ontology annotation, cellular component: nucleus. Gene Ontology annotation, molecular function: RNA polymerase II transcription regulatory region sequence-specific DNA binding; DNA-binding transcription factor activity, RNA polymerase II-specific. The record is from RefSeq and is a predicted model, not a curated record. Gene Ontology annotation, biological process: regulation of transcription by RNA polymerase II; embryo development. Lineage: Eukaryota; Metazoa; Arthropoda; Insecta; Hymenoptera; Vespidae.
UCCACGUGCAAAACUAAUAGUUUUAGACUAAAAUCUGACGUUAAAAAGAUGUCCGAUAACAAUCUACUACAAACAUAUAAUUGUGAUACGCAAUACGACGAAAACGAAGUACAAUUUUCUCGAACAGUUCCAGAUGAAGUAAUCAGUGUAUACGAGGUAUUUGUAAAAGAAGAACCUAAAGAUGAUGUUUUAACAGAGAGUGUUCAAAUUAUUUCUAGCGCACCAUCUUCGAACGAUCAUCAAUUAAUUCAAGGUGAUUUACAUAACUCAAUGAAUUUGGAUACAAUCACCGAUACUGACAUAAUUAAAGUUGAGAGCACAGUCAGCAAACUUCUCGGAAAGGAUGCUCUGAAUUAUAAAAUUUUAGAACAAUGCAAUCCUACGAAUGAUAAUAACGUUGUCGUUUACUCACAUCCGCCGCUAAAUGACGGUCCAUCUUCUUCUACCACUCGUUUAAUUGAUAAAGAUGAUAUUAGAUCAAGAUUACAUUUUGUCAAACGUUUAAAACGCGAUGGGAAAACGAUCAAAAUUUGGGAAUGCGGAAUUUGUUCUAAAGAAUUUCGCCAUCAAUACACAUUGAUGCGACAUUUACCAACUCAUACAGACGAAAGAAAUUUUAAAUGCGAAAUUUGUGGUAAAGCUUUUCGUCAAUUGUCAACUUUAAGUCAACAUAAAGCCAUUCAUAGCGAUGCGAGACCGUACAUCUGUGAAUUUUGCAAAAAAACAUUCAAUAGAGUAUCAACAUUAAUCUCGCAUAGGAAAACUCAUUCCGAACACAAACCACAUAAGUGUCAUAUAUGUGGAAAAGGAUUUCAUCAAAAAGGUAAUCUAAGAAAUCACGUUUUCACUCAUACAAACGAGAGACCAUAUAAAUGCGACAUUUGCGGGAAAGGUUUUAAUCAAAUGUCGAAUUUAGUGUGUCAUAAAGUAAAGGCACACGCGCAUGCUGAAAAAAUGCAAUAUACGUGUACGAUUUGUGACAAAGAAUUUCCACGAAGAUUUUCAUUGAGAUCGCACGAGGAAUACAAACACGGCAUUAAAUAUCGGCAGCCAGUUGGUCCGCCGGCCGGACCCAACAAUCAGAAUAUUAUUAAAAAUAAAAAUGUCAGAAUAGUACAAUUGCCCGGUGAAGAAGGGAAUAAAAUGCCGGAGGUUAGAAAUAAAACCUUAAACGUUUCUUCUACGAAUAGCGAAGAUACAAAGACAACUGAGAGAAUGAAUUCUAUCGGAACUAGAAAUUUGGAUAAUAUCAAAUCUAUACAAAUACGUGUGCCUAUUGUAAAUUCUGUCAUUCCAAAAAUCGAAUCCGAUGGAAAAUCACGUUUUGCUAUUGACUCUGGAUCCGAAUCACAUCAAGGUAUGUCUACUACGACAUCAUUAGACGGUCAAUUUAUAUAUUCGGAUCAUAUCGGAAGUGAAUUACACCGUUCGUUUGAUCCAUCUACAAUUUCUACGACCGAUGAGUAUAACGAAUUAUUAGAUCUUGCUGUACAAGGUGGAAUACAAUUUAUUCGUGCAACUGAAGAUGGUGGUUACGAGUUAAUGACAAGUAAUGAAGCUCGCGAUCUUAUGGUACAGAAUUCUCACGAGAUGACAAUGUUUAAUAACGACGAAUCGGACUCUAUCAAUACUGCAAAUUUACAUAAUAACAAUGAUAUGAUAAUUAACGAUGCAAAUAAUCAAAUUACGGCUCUUAAUUCUAAUUCAUCGCGGAAGCAAAUGCCGCCGAUGGAUUCGAUUGAGAUGUUAGAGGAUAAAGAAGUGAAUAUUUUGGAAAGCAGAUGUCUCGAUGAACGUUUCAUGAACGAUCAUAACUUUUUACCUCAACCCAAAAUUGAUGAUUUUAUUCUUUGUUCUAAAUCUUUGGGUAUUGAACAUAAUAGUAUCAAUAUUACGGAACACGAUGACGAAGGUUUAGAUGUAAUGUCGAAUCAUCACGAUUUUAUGAAUAUUCUUAAUCAUAAAAAUGAUAUUUCUGGAUUUUCAAGGGAAACAAGUACCUCAUUUUUAUACAAGAAUCAUUCAUCUACAUCGAUGAUAAAUAAUACCUUGCCUUUGUUUAAGUCUAAUCAAAGUAUAUCAGAAGAUAUGAUUAUUAUUAACAAUACUAUACACGAUCAUGUAGAAUGUGAUUCCAAAAUGAAACUAUCAUUUGAUGAAAACGAUCACAAUACUGGAAUGAUAGCCCUCAAUCAUCCAGAAAUCAAAAUUCUCGAUUCAGAAAAUCAAGCUAAUACGAAGGUGAAAAUUUUAGGACCAAAAAAUCAUGGUCAAGAAUUAGUAGGAACACAGUUUCAAGAUCUGAAAAUGUUCUCUUCCUACGAUGGUCUUUUAAAAAAUUCGAAAGCGCCCUUAAGUAUGCGCGAUAAUAAUCUGAACAAUGUGCGUAAGAAGGAAGUCAAAAUACUUGGAAAAAAAUUUGAAAUAGAUCUAAUCAAUGGGGAAAAUGAAGGUGUUAUCAAAUUUAUGGAAAGCCGAAAAUUUAAAUUGGUGGAUAAGAAUCAAGAUAUUUGCAAUCGCGUUGACAAUGGAUUGAUGUCUCCAUCAUCGGUAGAUAGGCCAAUUACGGAAAAUAUUGAUCAAAACUGCUUCCCUCUUCAAGUAAACCGCUAUCAUCAGAGCAUACAAUGCUAUAAGAAUUAUGAGAAAGAAAACAUUCCUCCUAAAUAUUGUAUAGGUAUGCAGUCCUCGCAGAAACAAAUUCGUAAAAUCAAAGAAUCCCCUUAUUGGUAAGGGUAGCUCAUCACCUGAUAUUCAUUUCAACGACACGCGGGACAUUUACAACCACAGCAACAACAACAGCAACAACAACACCAACAACACCACUAACAACAACAACAGCAGCAGCAGCAGUUAUAGCAAUUGUGCUCUACCAGAUUUGGACUCGUAAAAAAG